GCUGGGCCAGGAAGUGGGGAAGGAGAGGUUAGACUGGCUGGGCCAGAAAGUGGGGAAGGAGAGGUUAGACUGGCUGGGCCAGAAAGUGGGGACGGAGAGGUUAGACUGGCUGGGCCAGAAAGUGGGGAAGGAGAGGUUAGACUGGCUGGGCCAGAAAGUGGGGACGGAGAGGUUAGACUGGCUGGGCCAGAAAGUGGGGACGGAGAGGUUAGACUGGCUGGGCCAGAAAGUGGGGAAGGAGAGGUUAGACUGGCUGGGCCAGAAAGU
Suillus subalutaceus is the source of this 267-nucleotide messenger RNA. RefSeq lists its product as uncharacterized. The record is from RefSeq and is a predicted model, not a curated record. The annotation marks the transcript as partial. Lineage: Eukaryota; Fungi; Basidiomycota; Agaricomycetes; Boletales; Suillaceae. The transcript has a single exon.